Messenger RNA from Melampsora larici-populina 98AG31, 381 nucleotides. RefSeq lists its product as uncharacterized. The record is from RefSeq and is a predicted model, not a curated record. The coding region runs from base 1 to 381 and encodes 126 amino acids. Lineage: Eukaryota; Fungi; Basidiomycota; Pucciniomycetes; Pucciniales; Melampsoraceae. The transcript has a single exon.
AUGAAGAGACCAAAGAGAGAUAAAGGGUGCAAAAGCACUGGUCCACCUAGAAAACAAGUGAUGUAUGAAGAGGGUAGUGGGAAUGUCUUUGAUAGAAAUGAGGAAAUGGGUGAUGAUGAUGAGGAAAAUGAUGUAGAACUUAACGCUGGAUUGAAGGGGGGGCUUCUAUCAUUAUCCGACAUUCAUCUUUUCCAAAAGCGGCUGAAGGAUGUCGUCCUUCCAUCUGGAAUCACUUGCCUUCCACUCAACCUCGGUGAAACCAAACAUGGGAAAUUGAAGGCUGCCCAAUUGCACAGCCUGUUUGCAUACGUGAUUCCCUUAAUUAUCCUUGAGCUAUAUGUGACAGACGUAGAGGACCUUCCAGCCGACUCAAACAUGUGA